Sordaria macrospora k-hell is the source of this 1122-nucleotide messenger RNA. RefSeq lists its product as uncharacterized. The record is from RefSeq and is a predicted model, not a curated record. Lineage: Eukaryota; Fungi; Ascomycota; Sordariomycetes; Sordariales; Sordariaceae. Gene Ontology annotation, molecular function: NAD binding.
AUGGGUUCCACAGUAACCAUUUCCCCUUCCACUGGGGCAGAGGGCAACUUGGACAUGUUCAAGAACGACAUCCUCAUGCUCCACGUGCCUCUUCCCCCGGACCAAGCCUGGAUCGACAAACUCGAAAGCAAAUACCCCGGCUUCAAAGUCCGGUGGGUACAUCGCUCAUGGCAAGACUACGGGCGGGACGAUGAGAGCACGGCGCCGGAGGAGUAUGAUGGCGUUACCAUGCUGUGCUCGUACUACCCGCACAAGGCCGAGUUGUUGCCCAAGUUGAAAUGGGUGCAGCUUACCAGUGCUGGCGCGGAUCCGUGGUUGCAGCAUCCGUUGUAUCUGAAUAAGGAUGUGGUGUUUUGUACUGCUAAUGGGUGUCAUCCCCCCCAAAUAGCCGAAUGGGUAAUCGGCACCUACCUAAUGCUUUCCCACCAUUUCCUCGCCUACCAUGACGCCGCUGUCAACGACGGGAAAUCCCAAGUCCUCCGUCACCUAACCACCGUUGACUCUCCCGGUAUGCGCAUGGGCAUCCUCGGCUACGGCGCCAUCGGCCGACAAGUAGCCCGCGUCGCUUCAGCUCUAGGCAUGGAAAUCUACGCCUACACGCGCCGGCCCAAACCAACCCCCGAGUCCCGCAAGGACGACUCUUACCACGUCCCCGGCACCGGCGACCCAGACGGUGUCAUCCCCGCGAAAUGGUUCUCCGGCCCUUCGCGCGACGACAUUGACAACUUCCUGUCCCAAGACCUGGACGUCCUCGUCGUCUCUUUGCCCCUCACGGAAUCAACCAAACAAAUCAUCGGCCGGAAACAAUUCGACAUUUUGUCCAAGAAAAAGACCUUCUUGUCAAACAUCGCCCGUGGCCAGCACGUCGACACCGAUGCGCUGGUGGAAGCGCUUAAGGAGGAUAAGAUCCGCGGCGCAGCGUUGGAUGUUACGGACCCCGAGCCUCUACCGGAGGGACAUGAGCUCUUGAAGAUGCCGGGCAAGUGCUUCGUUACGCCUCAUGUUAGUUGGCAGACGCCGUACUACUUUGAGCGGGUCAAGGCUAUUAUCGAGGAGAAUCUGGAGAGGAUGAGGAAGGGGGAGAGGUUGGUGAAUUUGAUGGAUCGGGAGAGUGGGUAUUAG